UCACACAAUUCCCCCUGUUCAACAUUUAACACUGUUUGGAGACACCCACCUUCACUCUCCUCCUUUCUACGGAGCCUCCAAAAAUUUCAUCAUCAUCGAACCGCAUGAAAAAUGACACCGUGGCAUUGGAUGAUACUGCACAUAAUCCUGCUUGUAUGCUGCGAGACGGUUCAAGGUGCGUGGGGUAAACUGCAACCAUGUGAAGUGGAGACUGGACAAACGAACAUCAUACUGGACAUCGAGGAGAGUCGAGGCGACUCCAUCGGCCAGCGAACAAUCCCACCUGAAUUGCCAAUUUAUGGUGAUCCCGACAGUGAAAUCCUUCUGGAUCUCGUCUUCCCCAAGGGGAACAAGAUGUUCGUCCUCAAUGGCAAGGCUCUGCAGCUGAUUAAGCCCCUGGACAGGGAUGAGGAAAAUCUGAGCCACACCAUUUUCCAGAUUUCAUGCACCAUCAGAUCGACACAUCGUAAGAGAAAUAUUCCAAUAAUAGUUCGUGUUUCCGAUGUUAAUGAUAAUGCGCCAGUAUUUAUUAAUACGCCAUAUGAGACAACCGUUCCAGAGUCAACACCUGUUGGCACAACCAUCUUCAGGAAUAUUCUGGCCCAAGACAUCGAUGCUGGCGUUAAUGGUCUCGUGGAGUACUUCAUUGUGGAGGGCACGAAAAACAUAACAGAUGACAAAGUGAUUGCCGCAGAUGGCUAUGGGACAUUCUCCAUUGGCUUCCCCCAUCAGGGACAGGUCACAGUGGCCAAAACACUGGACUACGAGCGCAUUCAGCGAUAUUAUCUAACAAUUGUCGCCUCGGAUCGCGCGAGGAAUGUCUCUGAGCGCUUGACAGCAACCACCACACUCACGAUUAAUGUGGCCGACUCUGACGACAUGGAUCCAUCAUUCAUCUAUCGCGGCUGCAUCCUGCUCGACGGUGCCUGCAUCAAUCCCGAGUACACGGCUUCUGUGCCCUCUGGGUCACUCCAGGGUGUUCUGUCGGUGCUACCUGAAAAGAUUCAAGCCAUUGACUUGGACACGAUAAGCUCACCCAUUCGAUAUACAUUCCUCAGUGGGAUGCCCUCAAACUACGACGAGUUCUUCGCCAUCGAUGAGCAGACGGGUAUAUUGAAGCAAGUGAAGGUGAUUGACACGUCAGUGGCCAAGAAGUUCGAUAUCAUCGUGAAAGCUGAGGAGGUGUCCGAGGCGAGACGUUUCACCACCGCCAAGUUAUCAAUAACCGUCAAACCAGUUGACUCCAAUCCACCAGUCAUCGCGUCUUCAGACACCGAGGGUUUUGUGGAUGAGAACUCGUCGAUAGGAACAAAAAUAGUGGACUCCAAAGGCAUGCCCAUCCGUCUCACCACAACCGACGCGGAUUUCACGGAUGAUGACCCAAAGCCCGACUAUAUAUAUGAACUCACGACGCCCUAUUUCACGGUCUCCGAUGACGGCAACCUCCUCGUGAAUGAGGAGAAUCUCGACCGUGAUCCGCCCAAUCCGGGAGUCUUCCGCUUCCAGGUGGUGUCACGCGAGAAGUCCACAAAUGUCGCCAGUGCGCCCCUCAGCUUAACUGUGACAUUGCGUGAUGUCAACGAUAACCCCCCAAAGCUGCCCAUGAUCGCCCCUGUGACCAUUAUGGCCGGCGAUGAGACGCGCUUCGUGACCAAAGUCACCGCCACGGACAACGAUAUGGGCGAGAAUGCCGUCAUAACUUAUUCCAUCUAUCACGUAUCCAACAACGGCGUGAAGAAAUUCUCCAUAGAUGAGCGGAGCGGUGUUAUUGAAACACGUGGGCCACUCAAUGCCGGGGAGCAGUACAGUAUCACGGUGCAAGCCACUGACAUUGGCAAUCUCCACUCACAGGCUAUUGUGGAGGUGGCCGUCACUCCGGGCCCUAACACCAAACCGCCGCGCUUCGUGAAGCCUGUGUAUGAGGUUCAGGUGAGUGAGGGAGCUGAUAUUAAUGCCACCAUAGUGGUUGUCAAGGCUGAGGAUCCUGAGAAUGAUCCGGUGAAGUAUGCUAUUCUCUCGGGAAAUGACCUGAGACAGUUCUCAGUGGCGCCCGAUACUGGAGUCAUCAGUGUUAUUCGAAAACUCGAUCGGGAAGAUCUCACUCGAUAUCAACUCAUCCUUCGGGCGGAGGACAAUGGAGGACUGGCCACAACUGCCACAGUCAAUAUCCGUGUCACGGAUAUCAACGAUAAUAACCCAGAGUUUGAUGAGAAUGCUCAACCGUAUCGGUUUAAGGUGGAAGAAGGUCGAGCUGACACUUUGGUAGGAGUUGUUCAUGCUACAGACGCUGACGAUGGAGUUAAUGCUGACAUUACAUACUCUUUACCAUCUGAUAUUCCUUUCAAAAUCCACCCUAAAUCCGGAGAAAUUCGCACAACCACUGCUCUCGAUUAUGAGAAGGUUAAAGAGUACAAAUUCGUGGUCACGGCUAAGGAUGGAGCACCUGACCGUCGACUGGGAACUGCAAGUGUUUCUGUUGAAGUGACUGAUGUUCCGGAUGAAGUUCCUGUGUUCUCUGACGAUAGACUAGAAGUUAGAGUUCCAGAAAAUGUUCCCGAUCUUACAAUUGCCACUGUUAAGGCAAUUGAUCCAGAUACAAAACCAGAAAUUACGUAUCAAAUGCGACAAGGGGCUUCUGAGCUUUUCCGCGUAGACCCGAGAAAUGGUCAAGUUAAGACAAUUCGGGGAUUGGAUUAUGAGAAGGAGAAAACGCACGAACUAGUCAUUGGAACUGUGGAGAACUCUGGCAAUGAGGUUGGAGAUGUGGUGCGGAUUCACAUUGACGUGGAGGAUCGUAAUGAUAUUCCACCAGUUUUCGUGAGUGUACCUGAGCCUGUUACAGUGAAUGAUGACCAGAAAAUUGGCACGAUUGUGGGAUCAAUGCCGGCAAUUGAUGGUGAUGGAACGGCGCCCGGAAAUGUGGUGCGAUACGAAAUGGUGGGCAGAGGUAAGGCUCUCAAGUACUUCCAAGUUGAUCCCGAUACUGGUGUCAUUCGCUUGCGGGAUGAACUUAAUAAGGAAGAUGAUACUGAGUACCAAGUUGACGUGAAGGCCUUCGAUUUGGGAGAUCCUCAGCUUUCUUCCGUUGCGACACUGCCGGUGUUCGUGAGACAUCUUCUCAAUGAUCCCAAUGGUGGUGGUGGAGAGUAUGAAGCGCGAGUGGAAAGUGGAAAUUUAAAUAGUGGCACGUUUAGCAAUCAGAUUGGUCUAGCUUUCAGCGAAGAUAACUACGUGGCUCAUGUGUCGGAGACAGCUUUGGCAAACUCCACCGUAAAAGCUAUACAAAUAGUGAAUUCGAAGAAGGCAACAAAGGUGAAUCCAGGCUUCAAGUGUGAUAUAAUAAAGGGAAAUAUCUUUGGACAGUUCCGAGCAGUCGUUGAGAAUCACUCAUGCGUUGUCAGUCUAAAUCGUCAACUGGAUUAUGAGAAUAAAACCCUCCAUGAUCUUGACGUGAAGCUAUCAUCGCUAAAGUACUUUGUGAACCCGCUGAAAAGUGUAACCAAACUGAAGAUAGUGGUGCAAGAUGAGAAUGAUAAUCCGCCAGUGUUUGUGAUACCAACCUAUUCGACUGAUACUCAACAUCCAGACACUUACUACGGUGUAGUUCCUGUAGAUGCUGACAUAGACACGCCAAUUCUGCAGGUGAAAGCCACUGAUAAGGACUCCGGGAAGUUUGGCAUGAUCAAGUACCGAUUGCUAGGCUCAGAGACUAAUCAUGUGACCACUGAUGAAGAAGCUACAUCGUACUUUGCCAUAUCGGAAGACACAGGAAUCGUGAAACUUCAGAAAAGUGUGAAGAAUCUCAAGUACUCUCCAGUGAUUCUAUCUGUAGAAGCUAUGGAUAACAAUGGACAGAGCGAUUCACCAUUCAACACAGCCUUUGCGCGAAUUGUAAUCAAUACCAUUGCUGACAUCAAUAGGAUGUCUUUAGUUUUCUCAGAUGCUAGUCCAAAGGAUGUCAAGAGUCAUGGCAGAGCGCUGGAGGAAUUGUUUUCAGAAAAGACAUCUGGCCUCAUUGCUGGCAUUGAGAGAUUCAGCAAUAGAAAGUUUCUGACUGACAAUGGAACUGUUGAAGAAGAUCCCAAUGCUACAGAUGUUUGGUUUUACGUGAUUGAUCCCAAAACCGAAACGAUUCUCUCUCGCAAUUCGUCAGAAGUGAAGAGUCAACUCAUUGAGGCAGAUGCCCAGUCUGAGCUCAGCUUUGCCGCAUCGGGAAUAGCCAAAGCCACUGCCCAAGGGAUUUACGCUCCAGUGGAGAGUCGAAGGCAUAUCCACAAAGUUCGAACUGCCAUCGCUGUGGAUAAUGACGUCUUCCCCUAUGCUUUGAUCGCUGUAUCUCUGGUUAUUCUGAUUCUGGGCACCAUUGGCAUAAUAUACAUUUGCGUCUCUUGGUCGCGCUACAAGAACUUCAAAGAGCGAUUGCGACACUAUCCCACCCCACCGAAUCCCAUGCGAUAUGACCCAGUAAUCAUUGGCAACCACAAUGCCGAUGCCAGCACAACUAGUUUGAAAGAGUACGAGACCCAAGUGCUGGCGAUGGCGGUAAAUGCUGAUCAGGAGGACGAUCUGCAAAUGGACUUCAGUACGAAGAAUCACGCCUUCACCCUGGAUAAUGUGAGUUACAUCACACACAAAGAGAACGGAGGACGAAGCCCUUCCCACUCUGAAGCCACCACAGCGGCGAUGUCAACGCUUCAGCGCAACAACAAUAACAAUCUCAACAAUCAAGCGACCGGCAACAAUCGACAGAACACCUUCAAUCGCGCCCUGGAGAUUAACCGCAACAACGCUAAUCCCUUGGGCAAAAACGCGGGAACACUCACGCUGGGGCGAAUAAAGUCUGAGAGGAACCACUACAACAAUGGGUACGGCAUGAAUUCGCUGAGUAGGAAUAAUCUGACCCAAAAUAACACAUUCAACACGCUCAAUGGAACCACAUGCAACAUGUACAGCGGCGGCGACAGCAACGAACUCAUGACCAACACCUUGGGUCGCAAUAAUAGGCACCAAAAAGACAUAAUGCCAGUUACGAGUCCUCUAUUCCAGCAGAGACAAUACGGCGGAGCUCAUUUCAAUCAUCCGAGUGCAACAAAUGAGAAUGUCACAUUCGCCAACAAAGACUACAAUCCACUGGGUUUUGCCUACCUGAACGAUCUUGACCGAUCCGACGUGGAGACCACCACCGAAUUGUAGGAGCACAGCGAUAGAGCAAAUCGACCAGUAAUUGUUUCAUCAAUUUGUUAACAAGUGUUCUUUAGAUGUGUAGUAACUCGAGUCAGAGGAUGGCUAAAGACACAUCCUCAAUAUUUAUUUUUCUCUUUAUGCUACAAACAUUGUGUUUACUCAAAACAGAAGAGACAAAAUUAUUUUUCAACGUGCAUUUUUAUAUUGACAUAUACAUCUUUCAGUGUAUGUUGAGCCAUCUUGGGGUGUUAUGUUUCUCAAGAGGAAGAAGAAGACGAAAAAAGACAUACUACAAUAGGUAUAAUAUGAUUCAAUUAGGCCAUGUAUAAUUAGAUUAAAUUAAAAUACAAAAGAAUGCGUUGUGAAGUAUAUAAUUAUAUCUAUAUUCCAUCCCAUUUCUCUCUGAUGCGUGAGAUGAGUACAUGAUUUUCAUUAUUUUGUAAAUAACUAUGAUUAGGACUGCAUACAAUAUUCCCUUGUCUCUUCACUGAUUUUCCACGACGAAGAGUAUAACAAAAUGUUAAAAGUAACAUUGUCAAUCAAGUGUAAAUAUUCUUAUAAAGAUAGAUAUUUUAUUUUAUGCAAUAUGUAUAAUGUAAGUUACUUUUUUAUACUUCCGCGAUUAUUCACUGUAAAAUACUGCAAGAAGGAAAAUAUUUUUAUGUGUCACUAUGUCUCAAGACUCUUAUAUAGGAUAUAUAGAAAAAACUUCAUAUCAAUGUGUGAAUAAAUAAUGUGAAAAACAAAUAAAAUAUUCAUUAUACGAUCAAACUGGUGAAACUCUUCAAUUGUU
Messenger RNA from Phlebotomus argentipes, 5977 nucleotides. RefSeq names its product cadherin-99C (gene Cad99C). Gene Ontology annotation, molecular function: calcium ion binding; cadherin binding. The record is from RefSeq and is a predicted model, not a curated record. Gene Ontology annotation, biological process: homophilic cell-cell adhesion. The transcript has 10 exons. NCBI's taxonomy places the organism in Eukaryota, Metazoa, Arthropoda, Insecta, Diptera, Psychodidae. Gene Ontology annotation, cellular component: plasma membrane; catenin complex. The coding region runs from base 112 to 5193 and encodes 1693 amino acids.